Cadophora gregata is the source of this 2163-nucleotide messenger RNA. RefSeq names its product Glycine--tRNA ligase 1, mitochondrial (gene GRS1). NCBI's taxonomy places the organism in Eukaryota, Fungi, Ascomycota, Leotiomycetes, Helotiales, Ploettnerulaceae. Gene Ontology annotation, cellular component: cytoplasm; mitochondrion. Gene Ontology annotation, biological process: mitochondrial glycyl-tRNA aminoacylation. The record is from RefSeq and is a predicted model, not a curated record. Bases 1 to 2163 code for a protein of 720 amino acids. The transcript is spliced from 4 exons. Gene Ontology annotation, molecular function: glycine-tRNA ligase activity; ATP binding.
AUGCGCUCCCUCUGCAGCUUCGUACAAACUGCUGGUCAACUACGAAAUACAUUCGCACGAAAGAAUACCUUUAUUUCCCUCCGAGCAUUUACUGCAUCUGCACACUUCUACAAGUACCAAGCUCCAAAAUUCCAGGGACAGAAACAGCAGGACGCAACCAUGGCGACUACUACUCUCAAGGGUCAGCCCUUCGAUAGGCAGACUAUGGAUUCUAUGCUCAGGCGGCGCAUGUUUUACACCCCCUCCUUCGAGAUCUAUGGUGGUGUCGCUGGUCUGUACGAUUAUGGGCCACCCGGUUGCGCACUCCUCACAAACAUUAUGGAUAUAUGGCGCAAGCAUUUCGUUUUGGAAGAGGAUAUGUUGGAGGUGGAUUGCCCAGCUUUGACCCCAGAGCAGGUCCUCAAGACCAGUGGCCAUGUUGAGAAAUUCGCCGAUUGGAUGUGCAAGGACCCAAAGAACGGCGAUAUUAUCAGAGCGGAUCACUUUGUGGAGGAAAUCUUGGAGUCGCGGUUGAAGGGUGACAAGGAGGCCAGAGGUGUCAAGGUUGUAGAGAAGGAGGACGACCCCAAAAAGAAGAAGAAGAAGGUCAAGGGCGCGAUUGAGGCUGUUAAGCUUGAUGAUGCCAUUGUGAAGGAAUACGAGGAGAUUCUGGCAAAGAUCGACAACUACAAUGGGGAGGAGUUGGGUGCUUUGAUCAAGAAGUACGAGAUGAAGAACCCCGCUACUGGCGUUGAACCCUCCCCACCUGUGGCCUUCAACCUCAUGUUCCAAACUGCUAUCGGUCCCAGCGGUAAUCUCCAAGGUUACCUCAGACCAGAAACCGCCCAAGGUCAAUUUCUCAACUUCGCCAAACUCUUGGACUUCAACCAACAACAAAUGCCAUUUGCCUCGGCCUCAGUCGGCAAGUCUUACAGAAAUGAGAUCUCGCCUCGCGCCGGUCUACUGCGUGUCCGUGAAUUUCUGAUGGCCGAAAUCGAGCACUACGUCGACCCAGAUGGUGGCAAGAAGCACGCUCGUUUUGAUGAGGUCAAGGAUGUUGAGCUUGUUCUGUUGAAUAAGGAAACACAACUGGCCGGCAAGACGGAUGUCGCAAAAGUCUCCAUUGGGAAGGCUGUUGCUGAUGGUACCGUCGACAACGAGACCUUGGGUUACUUCUUGGCCCGAAUUCACUUGUUCUUGGAAAAGCUCGGUGUUGAUCAGUCCAAGAUCAGAUUUAGACAACAUAUGGCGAACGAGAUGGCUCAUUACGCUGCUGACUGCUGGGAUGCCGAGCUUCAGACGAGUUAUGGCUGGAUUGAGUGCGUUGGUUGUGCUGAUAGAAGCGCGUACGAUCUCACAGUCCACGCAAAGAAGACUGGUGCUCCAUUGAUGGUUCGCGAGAGACUGGAAACCCCGAUCACCAUUGAAGAAUGGCAAAUCGACCUUGAUAAGAAGAAGUUUGGCCCGUUCUUCAAGAAGGAUGGUAAGACUGUCGAGGCUGCUAUCGAGGCUUUGCCACAAGAAAAGAGGGAAGCUCUCGCCCAGGAUCUUGCCACAGAUGGCAAGAUCACAAUCGAAGUUGAGGGUGUUGGCAAUGGCAAGGUAGAGGUUAGCAAGGAUUUGAUCGUGAUCGAGCGCCGAACCCGAACAGAGAACACAAGAGAGUUCACGCCUAACGUUAUCGAACCAUCAUUCGGUAUUGGCCGCAUUCUUUAUUCUUUGAUCGAGCACAACUACUGGACCCGAGGUGGCAGCGAGGGUGGUGAUGAAGCACGUGGUGUCCUCUCCUUCCCUCCACCAGUAGCACCCACAAAGGUUCUUCUCGUGCCGCUCUCUAGCCACGAAUCCUUCAAGCCUCUCCUAAAGUACAUGUCUCUCAAACUCCGCGCCCUCGGUGUCUCCAGCCGUGUCGACGAUUCCUCUGCAUCUAUCGGUAAGCGCUACAGCCGUAACGAUGAGCUGGGCACACCUCUCGGCAUCACUAUCGAUUUCCAGAGUGUAAAGGACAAGACAUACACGCUACGUGACCGUGACUCGACGAAGCAGGUUCGAGCCGAUGAGGAAACUAUCCUGAAAGCUAUCAAGGCGCUGGUUGAGGGUGAGAAGAAGUGGGCGGAUGUAGAGAAGGAGUUGCCUGCUUUCGAAGGCCAGGAAGCCGAACUACCAGUCAGAGAGGAGAAGUAG